GGGGUAUAAAUUGUUAUGAUGUAUUUAAAGAAGAAUAUUUUAUUCUUCAUGCUGUUAUAGUUAAUUGGUCAGUUCGCACAAACUAUAUCUAUUAUCUUACAACUCCACCUCCAAAUUUUAAUUUAGAAAGAUAUUGUCCAGCUAAUCUACCAAAUAGAACACAUAAAGAAUGGAAAGAAAGGCUUAAGAAAAUCUGUAAAGCAAAAUCUGAAAAAGAGUGA
Molecule: messenger RNA, 221 nt
Organism: Cetraspora pellucida
Lineage: Eukaryota; Fungi; Glomeromycota; Glomeromycetes; Diversisporales; Gigasporaceae
Source: the annotation of a GenBank genome assembly